Pantherophis guttatus is the source of this 1554-nucleotide messenger RNA. RefSeq names its product vomeronasal type-2 receptor 26-like. Gene Ontology annotation, biological process: G protein-coupled receptor signaling pathway. Gene Ontology annotation, cellular component: plasma membrane. NCBI's taxonomy places the organism in Eukaryota, Metazoa, Chordata, Lepidosauria, Squamata, Colubridae. The record is from RefSeq and is a predicted model, not a curated record. Gene Ontology annotation, molecular function: G protein-coupled receptor activity.
AUGGGAACGUAUACAUUGCAAGUGCGAUUCUCCAUAUCUUUUCAGCUCCAUCCUUUUCUAAGAAACUUCCAGAUUUACAAUUUUUCUGUAAAUGAUGCUUAUUCGGAUGACAAUGGAAUUCCUACUGCCGACUUUGAUAUCAUGGACUGGGCAGUAUUUCCCAACAAAUCUGCAGCUGGGGUGGUAAUUGGGAAUAUUGGAAAAGAAGAAGUCUCUUCAGAUAUCAAGGUCUCUGUCCAUGAGAGUGCCAUCAUAUGGCCAACGUCUUUUAACCAGAAGGCCCCCUUUUCUAGGUGUACUGAAAGUUGCCUCCCAGGAUAUACCAAGCUCUUGAGGGAGGGAGAACCACUUUGCUGUUAUGACUGUUCUCCAUGCAUGGAAGGAACCAUCUCUGUGCAGGAAGAUGUAGCCCAUUGUGAAAAGUGUCCAGAUGACCACCAUUCCAACAACAAACGAGAUCUGUGUGUUCCCAAAGUUAUGACAUUUCUGUCCUACAGAGAAAACUUAGGUCUUGUUCUGGCUAUCUCUGCCCUUUUUUUGUCUCUAAUCACUGCCUCAGUUCUAGGAAUUUUUAUUAAAUAUCGAGAAACUCCCAUAGUCAAAGCCAACAACCGGGAUCUCACCUACAUUCUGCUGAUCUUUCUCCUGCUUUCCUUCUUGACUUCCCUUCUCUUCAUUGGUCAACCCAAGAAAGCGACCUGCCUUCUUCGACAAACUGCCUUCAGUGUUGUUUUCUCAGUUGCCGUGUCAUCCUUGCUGGCCAAGACUAUCAUGGUGGUGGUGGCAUUUCUGGCCACAAAGCCAGGCAGCAGGAUGAGGAAAUGGCUGGGGAAAUCUCUGGCCAAUUUCAUCAUCUUCUCCUGCUCUGGUGUUCAGGUGGGCAUCUGUUUCAUAUGGCUGGGAAUUUUUCCCCCAUUCCCAGAUUCUGACUUCUAUUCCCAAAAAGGACAGAUCCUUCUGCAAUGCAAUGAAGGUUCAGUUACAAUGUUUUACAGUGCCCUUGGCUAUAUGGGCUUUUUGUCUGCCAUCUGCUUCUUGGUGGCUUUCCUGUCCCGGAGGUUGCCAGGCUCUUUCAACGAAGCCAAGCUGAUCACCUUCAGCAUGUUGGUUUUCUGCAGUGUUUGGGUCUCCUUUGUCCCCACCUACCUGAGCACCAAAGGGAAAUACAUGGUGGCUGUGCAGAUCUUCUCCAUCUUGACUUCCAGCCUGGGCUUACUGGGCUGCAUCUUUGUCCCCAAAUGUUACAUCAUCAUUCUGAGACCUGAUUUGAACAUGAAGGAGCAUCUAAUGAUGAAAAACAACUAGAGCUCUUGAUUUUGGCAGUUAUGUUUUUAUCCAAAUUAUUGCUAAGAUAAAAUAAGAAAUUGAAAACCUUUUAUUAUUUGUUCUAAAAAUUCUUUCUUUCUCCCAUGUGAUUAAUGUUACUAUCAAUAAAUAGCCUAAGGAAGCUUAUUGAUGUUUCUUCCACCAAUUUAAAACUAUGUUAUUUGUCUUCUAAACUAUACUUCUUCAAUAUUCAUUCAGCAUACAAGUUGAAUAAACAUGGAGUAUACA